AUGACUGCCACUCUCACUAUAAAACAACUUGACGCAAUCCAAGACCUUAUAUUUAAUAAGCUAGUACAACAGCCUACACGAAUAAAAACCAUAGUCCCAUGCCAACUAUACCUUGUGGAACGGUUGGUUUCUCAGUGCAGGUUGUUGGAGAAAGAAGGUUACUGCGAUUAUGAGCUAGCGUAUAUACUUUAUGUUUUACUGAAACGCUACUUCGAACAUUUUGACGCAAAGAUAAAGGGAGCAAGUGAUGAGCUUCACUCAAUGGUGAAAGGCGUUAUAGAAAAGAGGGCACCACAGGCAGAGGUAAUUCGAAAUCAUUUACAUGUUGAAACCAAUGAUGAUGAUUUACUUGAUCGAUUCAAAGCACUAAAGGAAGGUAGCAAGUCAACAAUAGCAGUAGCAACAAAGCGAACGGUAGCUUCCAACGGGUAUCAAGAACUGGUCAGUCCUACAGAUCUCCACGAACUUGUCAAAGACAAAGACAGUAAGGUUUUACUCAUUGAUUACAGACCUCGUAAGGAUUACGUGCACAACCAUAUCAAGCAUCCAAAUGUUAUCAAUAUAGAUCCCUCUUUAGUGAAUGACCUUCCAAACGAGGCAACUAGCCAGGAUUUAGAAGCUAAAUUGAAACACACAAUGUCGCACCAAAAGUACAAGAUUUUUGAGGAUCGACAGAAGUUUGAUUAUGUUGUGCUAUACGAUUUCAAGUUUGGUGUGCUGGGAAAUAACAGAUUUAUUGAAAUCCUUAAAGGGUUUGAACAGGCAUCAGUCAAUCCAUUUCAACGAUUGGUUGAAUUAUUGACAGUUAAGAAUCCAUUGAUAUCUUCCCGACUUAAAUUGCGACCCAUUUACUUGUCUGGUGGGAUCAAAAACUGGUAUGAUAUAUAUGGCGACGAAGGUAUUGAAAACUCGCGCAAGCUGCUGGCUGAUGUAGAUAUGAACGGCAUGGUUUACCCCAAGUCUUUUGACGAUUAUUUAUCAUCAGCUAGAAAAAGUAGUCCCGUCGAGCUGGCAAAUGAAAAGCCCCGGGCGCACACAAAGAACAAUAUGCUGACAAACAAUCAAGGUGCACUGCUAGUAUCACAGGUAAUGGGUGUGCAACCAUACAAUCCUCCAUCAGUGGGCACAAUUACAACUAAAUCAGUUUCAAAGACAAAUGCUCCAUCGAGUAUUCCUACAUCAGUAGUAUCCUCCAAACCACAGAAAGACCAGAUAUCAAACUUACUAGAUGAAUUUGCCACAGGUUUGGUGAAUUUGGGUAACUCAUGCUACAUGAAUUGCAUGAUUCAAUGCUUGGCUGCCACACCACAACUAACGACUUUUUUUUUUCCAUCUAUAUCUAUGAAUGGUUCCUAUAAGCAGCAUAUUAACGUCAAUAACAAACUCGGUACACAAGGGAAACUUACCUCAGCCUUUGUUGAGCUACUUUUAAACAUGUUGAAUAAUAACGGAAAGGUUUUUAGUCCAUCAAAAUUCAAAAAGAUUGCCGGUGAGUGCUCCCCGGGGAGACAAUUUGCUUCAUGCUCUCAACAAGACUGUACAGAAUUUGUCACGUUCUUAUUAGACGGUUUGCAUGAAGAUUUGAACCAAAUGCCAGUUCUAGAUCCGAAUGAGAAAAAGAGGAUCUCAGAGUUAACACCCGAACAGGAAAAGAAUAGAGAAAUCUUACCAGUAAGGCUAGCAUCGACCAUAGAAUGGGAGAGGUAUUUGAAGUUGAACUUUUCCAUCAUCGUUGAUAAUUUUCAAGGACAGUAUUUGUCUCAAUUACGUUGCUUAGAGUGUAGGACAACUUCAACCACUUACAAUGCAUUUUCCAUAUUGACUCUUCCUAUUCCCGAAAGGUUGAAUCAAACACAAAAGGUUACUUUGCAGGAUUGUAUUGAAGAGUUUACCACCACUGAGUUGCUCGAAGAUGGAAACAAAUGGCAUUGCUCACGUUGCAAAAAGUUCACUCGAUCAACCAAAAAAAUUGCAAUUACUCGAUUGCCUCAAGUUUUGAUAGUCAACUUCAAGCGGUUCAAAGUAAACACCAGUGGACAAAUACGCAAGUUGGAGACUUUUGUAACUUAUCCAGUGACUGAGAUGUUGGAUUUGACGAAGUAUUGGACAAAGCCAGGAACUAUCAUGGGCGAUGCCGACGCACCCAAGAUGUCCAUCGAAGAGGAGACCACUAUUAUUGAGUCGUUUCCAGUGAGAAAUCAAGAACCUCCAUUCAGAUACAAACUCUAUGGUGUCGCCAACCAUUUUGGCACCCUCUCUACUGGUCACUACACUUCAUAUGUUUACAAGAGGGGAAAGAAGCGGUGGUGCUACUUUGAUGACUCCAAAAUCACUUUUAACGUUUCUCCAAACGAAGUUAUGAACAAGAAUGCAUUCUGUUUAUUUUUUCAACGUGUAUAG
Messenger RNA from Lodderomyces orthopsilosis Co 90-125, 2400 nucleotides. RefSeq names its product ubiquitin-specific protease (gene DOA4). Gene Ontology annotation, biological process: protein deubiquitination. Gene Ontology annotation, molecular function: cysteine-type deubiquitinase activity. The record is from RefSeq and is a predicted model, not a curated record. The transcript has a single exon. The coding region runs from base 1 to 2400 and encodes 799 amino acids. NCBI's taxonomy places the organism in Eukaryota, Fungi, Ascomycota, Pichiomycetes, Serinales, Debaryomycetaceae.